Messenger RNA from Drosophila virilis, 6702 nucleotides. It is a transcript of the gene Dlg5, whose product is annotated as Discs large 5. Gene Ontology annotation, biological process: negative regulation of hippo signaling. Gene Ontology annotation, molecular function: protein binding. Gene Ontology annotation, cellular component: plasma membrane. NCBI's taxonomy places the organism in Eukaryota, Metazoa, Arthropoda, Insecta, Diptera, Drosophilidae. The record is from RefSeq and is a predicted model, not a curated record.
GAUACGGUCGCACUCUAACUUUCACAACGAAAAUAUUUUAUUUUUAUUUGUUAUUUCUUUUCAUUGAAAUAUAACUAGAUAAUUUAAAAUAAAAUAACAAGUUAUAUUACAAACGCAAUGUCAGUAUGCUAAUAAAUGAAAAUUACGAUGAAGCGAAAGUGCUAAGAUUCGAGCUAACAAGCCAUCCCAUUGGCAGCCAAGAUCCGAUCUCCAUCUAAAGUAUGAAACGAACCUACAUAGAGUGAAAAUAAAGAAGUGACGUUUGCACUGUCUAGACUUUGAAGCUAAACCAUAUAUCUACUUAUUGUGUAUUGAGUAAUUUGAUAAAGAUGUUGUGAUGGCGAAAAUGGCAUCUGGUGACCUUUCGUUGACCAGCACAAGCAGUCAAGAGGAAGAAAGUUCUGAAUAUGUGGGCUAUGAUAACACACUGCGACCGCCGUCCAACUCGAGUGGAAGCACAACAGCCGCCAAUAUGGCCAACAAUAAUGGACCUACCAAGGUUGUCAGCAGUGUAGGAGGCGUUGGGGGAGUUGGUGGCAAUGUUAAGAAAUACGAACUACUACAGUCACAGUAUGAAUCAGCGAUGCUGGAGCUGAGCACGCUGCGGCACCAGCAUUCGAGCUCGGAGCGGCGUUGUGAUGAACUGGCCACGCAAUUGAAUCUUUAUCAAGAGCACUAUAUGGCUGAUCGUAAUAAGUUUACGGACAUUGUGGCUGAGAGUGCACGCCUAAAACACAAAUUGAUGUUGCUAGAGAGUCAGAACCAGAACAAUGGAAAUGCUUCAGCUCCACAACAGUCAACAGCCAGUAGCAACGCCUUUUACUACAGUAAGCUGCAGACGCCAUGCGAUGGGAGCUGCAAUAGCAGCGAGAAGUUGGCGGAAAUGAAAAAGGAGCGCAAUUUGAUAGCUAUGGAACGUGAGAAAUACAAGAAAUCAUACAUUGAGCUGGAAAAGGAGCGCAACUUUUAUCGCGAACGCGGCGAUGAGAAUCAAACUCUUAAAGUUCUACUCUCCAAGGAGACAAAGCACGUUGUUUCAUUGACCGAAGAGCUAAAUCAGCUUCUCUCCGAGAAGGACAACGUGCUGCAAGAGCAUCAAAAGAUGUCUGAUGAUCUGGCGCUAGCCAACAAGGAAAUCGAUCGUCUUAAAAAGGAUGAGCUUGUAUACAAGAACGAAUUAAAGUCCUUGCAAUUAGCAAAUGCAGAGCAUAAGAAGCGUGAUCUACUAAAGUCGCGGGAGAGCAGCUGGUCCAAGGAGUUCAAUAAUGAUAAAGAGGAGUUGGAAAAGUUACGUAAGAGUCUUGACAAGACUCAGUCUGAAGUUGAGCGCGCAAUGCAGGAUACUGAAGAAGCAAAACGUGUGCGCGACUGGGCAAUCUCACAACGUGAGAAAAUCGUACAGGAGCGUGACUCAGUAAAGACGCUCUGUGAUAAUUUGCGCAAGGAGCGCGACAAGGCGAUAUCCGAUUUGUUAAUGGCCAUACGCGACAGUGAAAAAAUAAAAAAGCAAAAAGAUGAGGCACAAAAGAAAAUCGAUGCACUCAAGGAGCAGCUUGAGAGUCAAACCACAACAGCGAUGCCUUUCGAUAGCGCCUCACGGCGCAGCUUUCGCUUAAGCAGCUUUGAAAGCGGCGAAGAUCUGCUGGAAAUCGAAUUGUGCAACUACCAUGACUCAGAUCUGGGCAUAAUACUAGAUGAUAGUAACAAGCGUCAGCUGGUUUGUGGUGUCACCAAUAGUUCGUCUGCGUUUGGCAAACUCAAAAUAAACGAUGUAAUAUGCAAGGUAAAUAAUUUGGAAUGCCAGGGCGUAUCGAAACGCAUGGUUCUAGACGAAAUACGCGCAUGCGCACCACGAUGUCUGCUGCUCGUAGCACGCACUCGUCACAGCAAAAGGCACUCGUACGCUGUGCAGCUUAAAACGAACGGUCGUGAUGCCAUCGGCUUGCAGUUAGACAUGGGCGUUUUUAUAGCCAAAAUAGAGCCCAACUCGCUGGCCUUCUACGAGCCGGAGCUGGAUGUGGGGGACCGCGUGCUGAGUAUAAACAAUAAGUCAAUGGAUUCGUUGCAGUCCAUUGAUGAGGUGAUGCAGCUGCUUAACACCGACACUGUCAACAUAUUUGCUUUGAAGUACGUGCCGGAGCAGCAGUCCGAUACGCAUUGUCGCAUGACUAGCUCAUCUGCGCAAACCGAUAGCUCCAUUGACUCCAUGCAACAGUUAAAUAGUAGCAGUGGUGUGGCUAGUGGUAGCAGCAGCGCCGCAAAGCAUCCGUCCAAAUUUGCAGACUUUCUCCGUAAACUGAAAUUCAGUAAACCGGGUACUGCCGAUGAUAGCUUUGAGCAGGAGCACGAUGUGGCCAUUGCGGCUUUAGAUUCGGUGCUCAGCGAAAAUAGCUCAGAGAAGAGCAAAGAGAAUCUCUUCAAACGCCACAAGCGCGGAAAAAAGGGCGAAAAAGAGGCGAAAAGCAUGGGUACCUGGCCCCGCACAAACAUCUCACACGAUAAUCCAACUGGCACUAUUGUCCAACGAGGUGGUGAGAAGAAACGCGCGCUUAUGUCACUAUUUACCGCGGGGCCCAUCAACGUGGAUAAAGAUGAUGAUGUCGUAGAUCAAGUGGAGUCCAAGCCACAAUUGCAGCUUCAGGAGCUUCCGCCGCCACCGUUGCCACCGCAGUUGUCCAAGCCGCGCAACGUUAAUGGCGGUACAAUCAAAACGCAUCCCAAUCGCAAUUCUAACCCUGUUGGCAAUGUGGUGGCAUCCACACUCUUUCAGCCUAGCAACGUGGGCGUCACUUAUCCGCGACAUUCGUUAUAUGGAGGAGUGGUUACUUUGCCGGAGGACAAGCAGCAGAUGCAGCGACCCGCACCGCUAAUGGGCGCCAAUGCACGCGUAAAGUUGCACGGACAGGAACGAUCUACCCGUUUACACAAUCCACAUCGUUUUUCUCUGAAUAUACCACCCAGCGGAGGUGAUUUUUAUCAGCCCAAAACCAGCGGCCAGCAGGCACAGCAGCAGGUCGUGCCAGCAGUUGCGGCUGGUGAAUUUCCAUCCCGCAAGCAGCAAAUGUUUGAUAUGUUUCAGCAGCCAGCGCCGCCGCUGCCAUUGCCUAAAGUGAACGCCGUCUUUAUGCCGCUGCAUCCUCCGCCCCGUGUUUCCGGCGGCAGUGGAUCAGCUGGUUCUAGUUCGGGCGGCCCAGUGGAUAUUAUAUCGCUUAAGUCACAAAACUCUAUAGAGUCCAUGCUGUCGGCAAAGAGUCCGCCCAUUAGUGAAUGUAAUGUGUAUCGAAAACGUAAUGUACCGCCAAUGCCACCAAAACAUGUUCCAAAAUAUCCCAGCGACAGCGAGAGCGUUGGGUCAGGCAUACUGGUGACAGGCGGGCACAAUUAUUUGCCGCCUCAUCAGGCGCACAUGACUACAGUCGGCAAUCGGCACACACAACUCUUUCCCAGUUUUCCGCCCAGCAGUCAUGGCCUCCGUUACAUGCGACGUUCCAGUCCUCUGACGUUACCCUCACCGCCACCGCCAAGUAUGGCGACAACGCCGCAGGCCUCGCUACCGGCACAGCUAGAAAGUAAUAGCAACAGCAGUACCAUUGGUAUACCAUCUGAGCUGGAGUUUGCGCCAGGUCAACACUCGCAGCAGCUUCCACAUUCGCAUCAGCACAUGCAGCACCCGGCAUAUAUCGACUAUAGCCAACAACAGACGCAGCACUAUCCUUACAGCCUCGCUGGCGUGGCCGGGCCUGGAAAUGGCAUCAUUUAUGAAGGCGGCACCUUUCCGCGGAAGAAAGACAACCAACGUCUGCGUAUUCCAUCGAAUCCCAGCGUGGCCAGCAACAGACAGAAUAGCAGCAGCUUGGUCAAGAACAGCUCUGGUUCCAUUGACCAUCAUUAUGGUGCAAGCAGCAAUUCCGGUCACACAGCUCUGCCGGUCUCGGUGAUGAGCUCUGCGCUCCACACAAACUACGCCGCGAAUGUAAAUAGCAUAAAUGGUGGCGGCGGCGGAGGAGGCAGCGGAAGAGGCUCGCCCAUGCCGCAGGUGCAUGUGGAGGUACUUAGUCAUGGCGGGCCAAGUGGAAGUGGCAAGCGCAGCGUCAAUGUUGCCACGGAUUUUCUAUGCCCUGGAGACCUUAGAAGAGUCACGAUCGAUAAGCGCGACAAGUCGCUCGGCAUUACUAUACAGUGCAACAAAAAUGGCGGCGGUAUUUUUGUGUCCACAGUUGCCGACAAGAGUACCGCAAUGCGUGCCGGUCUCCAGGUGGGCGAUCAACUCUUGGAAGUCUGCGGCAUCAACAUGCGUGCAGCUACUAACGAAAUAGCGGCAAAUGUGCUGCGCCAGUGCGGCGAUUCCUUUACAAUGCUGGUGCAGUACAAUCCAGAGAAGUUUCACUCAACUGAUUACGAGGGCAUACACAACCUGGAACCAGAAUCUCCCCUUAAUCAUUCAGGCUCGCCAACUCCCCGAAAUUCCCCGCGACCGCCGGCUCGCAGUGUACAAACAACGUUGCCGAUGCAGCAGCCGCUGACUUUACUGCCGUCCGCGGUAUCCGUCACACGUGCGCCACUCUCUCAUCAAUCGAUUAAGGAUCAGAGCUUUACAGACAGCUUGGAAAAUCAAUCGGACAUAAGCAGUAGCCAGGAUAUACCUUCAUCGGCGGCCACAACGACCACUACGACUGCUUCGGCUACCUCAACCGUUUACGAUGACGAAGCCAAGCUCACACUGCCCGCAGCUCCGCCAUCACUGGCUGCCGAGGCUUUGCGUUUUGUAACGCUUCACAUGGAUAAGUCAAAGAAUCUGGGUAUCAAACUGUUUGGAGGUAAUAAGGUGGGAAUCUACGUGCACGACGUUGCGCCCGGUUCACCAUCAGAUCACGCUGGCAUACGUAAGGGUGACCUAAUACUGGAGUACAAUGGCGUCGAUUUAAGCGGAGUUACCGCCGAACAGGCUGCAAAUGAGAUCUCCAAGCUGACCGACACUGUAACUAUGCUAGUGCAAAACAAAUUACAAACUCUUAAGCAAAUCAAGGAUAAACCGGGCGAUUCGUUCUAUAUACGUGUGGGGUUUGAUCGCAUUGGGGAAUUAAACGAGGAUGACUUGCGUUUCGUUAAAGACGAGGUACUUUAUGUGGAUAACACGGUGUUUAAUGGCACGUUUGGUCUGUGGCGCGCUUGGAAAUUAGAUGCAAUGGGACAUCGGAAAGAGUGCGGCGUCAUUCCAAGUCAAAUGAAGGUGGAAGAGGAGCUGCGUUCGGGCGAGGUAGUGGACUGUGAUACAGGCACUGCGCGACGCGGCAGCACCUCAGCCCGCCGUUCAUUUUUUCGCCGCAAGAAAAACCAGCGUAGCUCUUCACGCGAUUCAACGGAGAUAGCAAGUUUUAGCAAUACACAGCUAAGUUUCUUUCCCGACUCGGGCAUUCUAAACGAUGAUGGUGGCGUUUUGAGCUAUCAGCGUGUGGAGCUUCUGGACUCCCCCAUACGUCGACCAGUGCUAAUCAUUGGACCGCUGUCAGAGUGCUUGAUAGAUCGUUUGAAAAUCGAUUUUUCCAAUUUAUUUAAGUUGUGCGAAGUAACGACCAUGGACUGCUCACAGGAAGCCAUGGAGGAGGGCCUCAAGGAGAAUAUAUUCGUGGAUUAUCGCCGGCGUGGAAACAAAUUCGAAUGUACCACCGUAGAGGCCAUUAGCAAUGCGUGCAAGAUUGAUCGGCGGCACUGCAUCCUAGAUGUAUCGAUCUCAGCUGUGGAGCGUCUGCAGCGUUUGCAAAUCUAUCCGAUUGUACUGUUGCUUCGAUUUAAGUCGGCGAAACAAAUUCGCGAUAUACGCGACUUUGGCACCGACAAAAUAUCGGCUAAAGCAGCUAAGGAAAUGUACGAGCGCGCACUUAAAUUGGAGUUCGACUAUAAGCAGUACAUAUCCGCCGUUAUUCCUGGAGUCAGCAUCAAGCAUAUGUGCACACAGAUCAAGGACGCUGUUGAUAAGGAGCAGGACAAACUUCUCUGGGUGCCUGUUACAAAUGGCUAGCACAAUCAAACUAAUAAAUGAGAUGCGAUGUUUUUUUUUUAGAUUCUAUUAGUUUGCAGAAACUUCACAAGUAUUUGUGUACAGUUAUUAUAUUCGGUUUGCGUAACGUAUAGUCGUUAUGCUAAACACAAUUUGCACUUAUUUUGUUUGGAUAUAGGGCGCAGUAUCUAGUAUGUUUGUUCCAUGUCUGAUUUAAUUUAUAUAAUAUUUUAAUACUGUGGGAAAGUAGUUGUUUGUCUGGUCGAGUAUUUUCAAAAUGUUCAUGUAAUAUUUCAAGUUUUGUUUAAUUAAGCAAUUCUGUUUUAUUGCUUAAAUUCAUAAUCUGCAUUUUAAAUUAAAUUUUGUUGCAGUAAAAAUUUUGCAUUCAUAUCAAUUGGACUAUUAUAGUUUACUUGAUUCAAAUAGUUUUGGGGCAAUAUUUGAAUAAUUCUUUAAAUUACAAAUAUAUAUAUAAAAAAGUGCCUUUUAUAAAAAGAAAAGUGAAAGUAUAAAAUUAGUUAUGAUAAUGCAGACUUAAAGUCUUUAUUCUAUGAACAAAGUGGAUAAUGACAACAUGCUAUUACUAUUACGGUAUUACUAAAAAAGUAAAUGUAAAAACUGAUACAUAAAAUGCCUUUAGCAAUAAAGAAAUGCUACAAAAUUUAAAUAAAUCUAACAGAAAAGUAAAAUAUGAACGUAUUAAA